AUGACUGAAAGCGAUUCUAUAGCUUAUGUAGAAAUAGUAGAAGCAGACAUUGACGAUCCAAUUCUCGUUGAAAACUAUAGACAUGAUGAUCUUAGCCUUAAAGAAGGCUAUGAAAUUGAUAGAUUUAUCGAGCCUCCUAGAAAAGAUUUUUUAUGCCCAGUUUGCCUUGGAGUUGUUAGAAAUCCUCUUGAGUGUGUUCAAUGUGGGAGUUUGCUUUGCAAAAAGUGUUUCCUCGAGAUUAUUAGCUCAUCCCAUGCAUAUAGGACCGAAUUGAGGCAAGUUCAAUAUUGUAAAAUUAAUACAUAUUUUGAAAAUAAAAUCAAUCUUGCUAUAUAAUCUUAGUUUUAUAUUUACUUAAAAAAAUAUAAAUUCUCAUCUAAGAUUGAUCAGAACGCCAAUAGUGACUUGCCCAAUUUGUAGAUCAUUAGCAGUACCAAGAGAGCCAAGCAUCUUGCUCCUUAAGUAUAUUAAUAAUUUACAAAUAGCAUGCAAAAAUAAAAAUCAAGGCUGCGGAGAAAUCUGCUGCCUUGCAAAUAUAAAAGAGCAUCAAAAGACUUGCCAAUUCUCCACAGUCAGUUGUGCAAAUCAGCAAUUUUGCAAUAAAAGAGGGACUAAGAACGAAUUUAUUACUGUCAAUUUUCCAAAGCCAAGGAUUAAUAGCUAUUUCAACGAUUCGAGAAUUAGAAAGGGCAAGCUAGUUUGCAGCGAAAUCUGCAAAAGAGUAAUGAUAAUGAAAAAUGCUCUUGAUUCAGGGCAAAUCAAUGAGCCAAGAGCUAUGCAUCAUGAUGCCAUUAAAGAGUUAUUAUCAUUAAGCUAG
Messenger RNA from Blepharisma stoltei, 817 nucleotides. The record is from the annotation of a GenBank genome assembly. Lineage: Eukaryota; Ciliophora; Heterotrichea; Heterotrichida; Blepharismidae.